CUUUCUACUCGGACGAACGGCAUUCAGAGACGAAGAAGGCUGUUAGUAAAGCAGUCAAGGGAGUGAAAGUAAGGUUAACAGUUCUUGGCUGUACUGGUUAAAUGCGCCUGGCCAACUGCGACAGGAUCAUCACCUCUUUUGUGUAUAAGCAGCGAUCAUUCAAGAUACUCUCUCCAGCUCGCGCGCAGAAUCGAAAUCUCUCAACCAUCAGCAAAAGGAUGGCAUCUUCGGCAACGAAAUCAUACAGCGGCGUCACGCUUGCUGAACUUCCCAAGUCUCAUGUCUUUACAGAAAAGCUUCCUGCUGACCCGCAGGUGCCCACUCCAGAAGCAGCCAUGGACGCAAAAGAUCCCGGCGUCUUUCUUCCUCGUGCCGUCACUGACGCUGCAUUUACAUACGUGAAGCCGGGGACGCACAACAUUGAAAAGGCUAAGCUGCUAGCUGUUAGCGAGGCAGCUAUGCGAGAUCUUGGACUCAAACUUGAGGAGAAGGACACGGACGAGUUCAAGGAAGUUGUUAUCGGCAAUAAGAUAUACGAGGAACAUUUCCCGUGGGCACAGGUUUACGGAGGCUAUCAAUUUGGGGAAUGGGCCGGCCAGCUGGGUGACGGAAGAGCAAUCAGUAUUUUUGAAGCUACGAACCCUGCCACGGGGGUCCGAUACGAAGUACAGCUGAAGGGUGCAGGCAGAACUCCGUUCUCGCGCUUUGCGGAUGGAAUGGCUGUCUUGCGAUCGAGCGUUCGCGAAUUCCUGGUUUCAGAAGCUCUGAAUGCUCUGUCGAUUCCUACCACUCGAGCCCUCUCUUUGACCUUAUUUCCCAACGAAGGCGUUCGUCGUGAGACCAUUGAGCAGCGAGCUAUUGUGGCGCGAAUGGCGCCCACCUGGAUCCGAUUUGGGAAUUUUGAUAUUCACCGACGCCGAGGCAACCGCAAGCUUUUGAAAGCGCUUGCAGAUUACUCGAUUGACGAGGUAUACGGUGGGCUUGACAAGAUCAAGGCGAGCGAUCCAAAGGCGUAUGAAGGCCUUUCGAGGUAUCAUAUAUUCUAUAAGGAGGUAGCUCGAAGAACUGCUGAGACCACCGCUCUUUGGCAGACUUACGGAUUCAUGAACGGAGUUUUGAACACUGACAACAUCUCGAUUUUUGGACUGAGUCUUGACUUCGGGCCGUUUGCCUUUAUGGAUACUUACAAUCCAAUGUACACUCCAAACCAUGAUGACCACCGCUUGCGAUACUCAUACCGGAAUACCCCCACAAUCAUGUGGUGGAAUCUUGUCCGACUUGGCGAAGAUCUGGCAGAACUGUUUGCGGCCGAGAGCGAGGAGUUUGUGAAUUCUGAGCAGUUUAUUGAGUCUGGUAUACCCGAGGAUAAACUUGACGCGUUUGUUGAGAGGGCAGAAAAGAUCAUCGAGGGUGUUGGCGAAUACUACAAAGAGACGUUGGAAGCGGCGCACUCAAAAGCGUUUGUAAAGAGAUUAGGUCUAACGUCUGUGAAGAAAGAUGACUCGGCAGAUGGUAUUGUUGACUCUGUUCUUCUUUUGCUGAAGGAGCAGCAGCUUGAUUUUAAUCACUUCUUCCGGAAAUUGGGCCGUGUCAGAUUGUUUCCUGGCGACGGCGAAGAUGAAAGCAGUUUGACUACUGAAGAGGAUAUAAAGAAGAUUUUCCUGACUCACGACCGCGGGUAUUCAGUUCCCCAUAUUGACGACUCAGCAAAGAUUAUACACGAUUGGUUAUUCAACGAGUACAAAUCUCGCCUGGUUGAGGAAGGGAACGUGAACGACAGCGACCGGAAAUCACGAAUGGAUAAAGUGAACCCGAACUUUAUCCUACGAACGUGGAUCAUGGACGAGGCUAUUAACAGGAUCCAACGACAUGGCGAUGCGAAGUUUUUGGAGCACGUGCUGUAUCUUGCGCUGCAUCCAUUUGAAGAUAGUUGGACGUCGGAAGAGGAGGAUAAAGAUAAAUACGAGGCGGAGAUGAAGUUUAUUGGCGACGUUCCGCGGCUGAAGCAGGCGUUGACUUGUAGCUGCAGCUCUUGAUUGCGCUGCUGGUCCAUGAGAAUGUGAAUUUGGGUGUAUAUACAGUUGCAAGAAAUUCAUCAAAGAUUAAAUUUAGACCGCUUUAGAAUUGCAGACGCG
Myxozyma melibiosi is the source of this 2135-nucleotide messenger RNA. Its product is annotated as YdiU domain protein. Gene Ontology annotation, cellular component: mitochondrion. Bases 102 to 2036 code for a protein of 644 amino acids. Gene Ontology annotation, molecular function: AMPylase activity. The transcript has 4 exons. The record is from RefSeq and is a predicted model, not a curated record. Lineage: Eukaryota; Fungi; Ascomycota; Lipomycetes; Lipomycetales; Lipomycetaceae. Gene Ontology annotation, biological process: protein adenylylation.